AUGAGCAUUUGCGUACAUGUACCCCAGUUUUCGAGUGGCGUCUACCGAGUGGAAACCCACAUGGCAACCGCAACGCCCCCAGCAGCUCCUUACGACGAUGGAAGCUCUACCGAGAGCGAGUACUACUUCGAUCCUCGAGAAGAGGCCGAGGAGGAGGCGGCGUACGCGUGGACGCAUGAGCAUGACCCGCCAACGACGCAGGAGUCAGCAAGUCACGGUAAUUAUAAAAGUACUGUGAUAAAGCAGGAGUACCGUGAAUGCGGGCAGUUACAGCAAAAUGCAGAGAAGCUUAUGUUGCCGCAGGGCAGCGAGUGGAGCCACGGAGCGGCAUCAAGUACCGUGUACGACAAUGCAGUACAGCAAGCACUAGCAAUGGCACAGAACGUGACAAAAGGUCCAAGAGAAGAACCGUUGACGGAUGAUACAAUGAACAGUAAUGCAUCUCCGACUGAGAACAAGGAAGAAGAGAAACAAGAGAAAACUAUGGCGAUAUUGAAGAAGAAAGAGGUCAAAGUCAAGCCAAAACUGAUCUCGCUAAAGUGUGUCAAGACUCCAACGCCUCCAGCGUCAGUGACAAAGGCAGUGGCUGUAGGUCUUCGCCGCUCACCCAGCAACGUAGAAGGGGCGUCGAGCGACCUACAAAAGGAGUUAUCGGUGGCUCGACCUAAAUGGAAAUCUACUGCGAGCCAGUCGUCCAGCCAGAAGCCAAGUCCGAGGCACCACAACGUCACACACUCAAAGUCAAGUCACGAGAAAAAGACGCAAUCGAUACAAAAAGAAGGAGCUAACAAGUCGCCGUCAAAAGAGAUAAACCGACGAGGUGAAAGAAGCAGUGUUCAGGUUAAUACCAACUGCCAUGCUACCAAGCCACGGCUUCAAGAAAUGGAGCCGGUUCGAUCGAGUCGGCCAGUGUACAGUAAUGAAACAAGCUUUUCUGCCAUGUCAAAAGCAGUCGAGACGUCGAAAAGGAGUCGAAGAGAUCCACGUAUCCGACCUCGAGUCGAGUCGGUUGCUGCAACUCCAGCGAACGGGAAAGCACCCGCAUACGACCACUUUGACCAUUUCGACCCAUUCGAACGCCGAGUUUUCAAGCUAAAGCUACAAGAAGCUGACGCGGACGAGAAAUUGUCAGGCAAAUUUCAAAGUGAAGCUCAGAGAGCUUUGUACGAGCGGAGAUUCUACAAAAUGGGGCUGGAACGAACACGACUGGAGAAUGAGGACUUCGAGCGGUUCGAACAGCUGUAUGCAACGACGAAAGUGUCGGGUGUGGCCUUGAAGCGAUACCAAGACAACCGGGACUUUGCGUGGCGAGUCAUGUGCUUCAAGCAGCGACAGGCGGCACUACAGCAACAAAAAGAUCUGUUUGUGUCGGAGGAGGUGACAAGAGAAAAGUGGCGUCAAUUGGACGAAGACCGAGAGAAACUAAUGACUGAGAACGCGCACAUGUUCCACACGGUCAUGAUGGAGAACGACGGAGAGUUUCAGCGCAGAGACAACGCGGGUAAACGUGGGAUUGGGCAUGGAAACCAGCGUGAAGAGCCCAAAUUUAAGCGUCGUGCAUCCAACGUCAAUCAGUCAGAUGCGACAACCAGUUCGCGUGUUAUAGUUGGCGCUGCGCUGCAACUUCAGGGCGACAGAACUCGAAGCAAAACCUUCGAUCCACUUCGUGCUCGCCCCAAGAAUUCGCCGUGGUUUUUAAAAGGUUGA
Phytophthora infestans T30-4 is the source of this 1707-nucleotide messenger RNA. RefSeq lists its product as uncharacterized. The record is from RefSeq and is a predicted model, not a curated record. The transcript is spliced from 2 exons. NCBI's taxonomy places the organism in Eukaryota, Oomycota, Peronosporomycetes, Peronosporales, Peronosporaceae. The coding region runs from base 1 to 1707 and encodes 568 amino acids.